Molecule: messenger RNA, 921 nt
Organism: Naegleria fowleri
Lineage: Eukaryota; Heterolobosea; Eutetramitea; Acrasida; Naegleriidae
Exons: 3
Coding region: 1-921 (306 amino acids)
Source: RefSeq, a predicted model, not a curated record
AUGUCUCUUUCAUCAGGAAGCUCUUCUCAAGCUAACGAAGAAAAGCUGGGAAAGAAGAUUGAUCUGUUGAAUGCAAAAGUGAAAAAGUAUGAAGAGAUACUGGAUCGGAAGAAUAAAGAGCUUACGGAGAUGCAAACAAGCAUCGAAACAUACAAGAAAAAGACUUAUAACUACUCGGAGAAUAAUUCUGCCAUUGCCAUUAGGAACGCUAGCCUUGAAAGGGCAUGCCGUGAAAUAGCUUUGGACAAGAUGAAACUCGAGAAGGAAAAUGCAAAGUUAAGGGAGAACUUAGCCAAGCUGGAAGGCCAGCUUUCUGAACAGAGAAGAAUCCUUGAUGAAUACAUACGCCACGGUAUGGUACAAAGCUCUGCAUCUGCCUGUCGUUCUCAGCCCGUGUCAUCUUCAUCUCAAUAUUCUAAUUCCUCCACCACCACCUUAAAGAAGGAUUUUCAACUCAAAAUUACCAAGUAUCUUCGAGGAAAUACUACAAGACGAAACAUUGAGAAGCGAUCAAAGGUUAUUGAACAAGCUCCUCCACUGUUCAAUGAGAAACAUGAAACCGUUGAGCUUAUUAGGAAUGUCCAUCCUUGUUUAUCAGAGUUGAAAGAGCCUGUUUCUCCGAUUAAUAGACCACCUACUCCAAGUAGUAGCUUAAAGUACGAAGAGAGGUUUGAGUCUCAACCCUCAAGUCCCAAACAUUCACUUCCUUCAGAUAUUGGAUCAACAAGUUCCAGAAAAAAGCAACGAAGAUGGAAUUCUCCAUUAGUGACAGAUUCAGCUGCUCGUAUUGACAGGUCUCCAAGCGUUCAUGGUUUGUUAUCAUGUAGAACGACAUUUCCUCUUUCUCCCCCUUACAUACCUCUUUCAACUUCAAACAAUUGUAUUGUUGUGGAAGAAGAGGAUGAAAUUAUUUUCCUUUAA